Molecule: messenger RNA, 504 nt
Organism: Porites evermanni
Lineage: Eukaryota; Metazoa; Cnidaria; Anthozoa; Scleractinia; Poritidae
Source: the annotation of a GenBank genome assembly
AUGAUUCAUAUGCAGGAGAAGGCAGAAACAUACCAGUACUUCUUAUCGUUACUUGUGUCGCUGAAUGCUGACCUCUCAAACGUCCUGGCGAUUGGCUCAGACAGAGACGUCGCUCUUAGGAAAGGGUUUUCCUCUUCAUUUCCCAUUGCUACCAUGGUGUACUGCAAAGGCCACGUAGAGCAAGACAUCCAAAGAAAGUCGGGGGAUCUUGGAGUUGACCAAGCUUGUGAAUGAAUCUUUAUAGACGACAUUUUUGGUUCCAAGGCAACAAAAGAGCUUGGCCUUAUCGACCCCUCCUGCGCCACCAACUUUGAUGCCCUUUCAGAAUCGUUUUAUCCCGUCUGGACGAAAAGAGAAAUGGAUGUAAGGCAAUUACCAAGUGUAGACCAUGCAGAAUUUUACUGGCACUUUCUAAACUACGUUGCGCAAGACAUGAAGGACGGGAUGAUUUCCAGUGUGAGGGAAAAAGUGGGGCUUGACGACAGCUUUUUUUUUCAACAAUGA